Molecule: messenger RNA, 270 nt
Organism: Pteropus alecto (black flying fox)
Lineage: Eukaryota; Metazoa; Chordata; Mammalia; Chiroptera; Pteropodidae
Gene: CUNH17orf67
Product: chromosome unknown C17orf67 homolog
Exons: 3
Coding region: 1-270 (89 amino acids)
Source: RefSeq, a predicted model, not a curated record
AUGAAGAAGUUGCUUGUGCUUGUGCUCGCUCUCAGCUUGCUGACCUUCUCAGGGGCCUCCCCGAUUCUGAUGGAAAAGCAGGCCAAGCAACUCCUGAGGUCCCGGCGCCAGGACCGGCCAAGCAAACCCGGGUUCCCGGACGAGCCCAUGCGGGAGUACAUGCACCACCUGCUCCGCCUGGAGCACCGCGCCGAGGAGCAGUUUCUGGAGCACUGGCUGAACCCUCACUGCAAGCCCCACUGUGACAGGAACGUGGUCCAUCCCGUGUAA